Coffea eugenioides is the source of this 2069-nucleotide messenger RNA. RefSeq names its product protein transport protein Sec24-like At3g07100. Gene Ontology annotation, biological process: endoplasmic reticulum to Golgi vesicle-mediated transport; COPII-coated vesicle cargo loading; intracellular protein transport. The record is from RefSeq and is a predicted model, not a curated record. Bases 1 to 1425 code for a protein of 474 amino acids. Gene Ontology annotation, cellular component: endoplasmic reticulum exit site; COPII vesicle coat. Gene Ontology annotation, molecular function: zinc ion binding; SNARE binding. Lineage: Eukaryota; Viridiplantae; Streptophyta; Magnoliopsida; Gentianales; Rubiaceae. The transcript is spliced from 9 exons.
AUGUGGGCCUUUGUGAGUCAACUUGGUGGCAAAUUGUUGAUUUUUCAAAACACGUUGCCAUCGCUAGGUGCUGGCCGCCUGAGGCUUCGUGGAGAUGAUGCACGUGUUUAUGGGACCGAGAAAGAGUAUACAUUAAGAGUUCCAGAAGAUCCAUUUUAUAAACAGAUGGCUGCUGAUUUCUCGAAGUUUCAGAUAGCAGUAAAUAUAUAUGCAUUCAGCGAUAAGUAUACCGACAUAGCCACCUUAGGAACUCUGGCAAAAUAUACUGGUGGACAGGUAUACUACUAUCCAAAUUUUGUUGCUUCUAUUCACAAAGAUAAACUAAGACACGAGUUAGGUAGAGAUCUUACAAGAGAGACUGCGUGGGAAGCUGUUAUGCGCAUACGAUGUGGGAGAGGUGUGCGUUUUACUUCUUACCAUGGGAACUUUAUGCUGCGAUCUACUGAUCUUAUGGCACUUCCAGUUCUUGACUGUGACAAAGCAUAUGCAAUGCAGUUAUGCCUCGAAGAAACACUGCUGACAACAGAUACGGUGUAUUUCCAAGUUGCUUUAUUGUAUACAUCAUCUUCCGGAGAAAGGCGUAUCAGGGUCCACAAUGCUGCAGCUCCAGUUGUUGCUGAUGUAGGGGAAUUGUAUCGCGUGGCUGAUAUUGGUGCCGUAGUAUCUUUGCUUUCGAGGCUUGCAUUUGAGAAGUCAUUGUCCUACAAAUUGGAAGACGCUCGAACUUCUGUUCAACAUAGGAUUGUCAAGGCCCUUAGAGAAUAUAGAAACCUUCAUGCUGUCCAGCAUCGGUUGGGAGGCAGGAUGAUAUACCCUGAAUCUUUGAAGUUAUUGGCUCUAUAUGGUUUAGCAUUGUGUAAAUCAACACCUCUUCGUGGUGGAUACGCUGACACACAGCUUGAUGAACGCUGCGCUGCUGGAUAUACCAUGAUGGCUUUGCCAGUUAAAAAAUUGUUGAAACUUCUGUAUCCAAAUCUGAUUUGGCUAGAUGAGUAUCUCUUGAAGGCAUCUUUUGCCGAUGAAUCAGAGAACAUUUGGAAGAGACUUCCACUUUCUGCAGAGAGCCUAGACUCAAGGGGAAUUUAUAUUUAUGAUGAUGGUUUUAGAUUUGUUUUAUGGUUUGGCAGAGUGCUAUCACCUGAUAUAGCUAGGAGUGUACUUGGUGAAGAUUAUGCUGUAGACUAUUCAAGGGUUUGCCUUACUGAGCAAGACAAUGAAAUGUCAAGAAGGCUGAUGAGGAUAAUUAAGAAGUACAGGGAAAGUGACCCAUCAUAUUAUCAACUCUGUCACCUUGUAUGGCAAGGUGAACAACCAAGAGAAGGUCUCUACCUGCUUGCUAAUCUAGUUGAGGACCAGGUCGGGGGUACAAAUAGCUAUGCUGAUUGGUUGUUGCAAUUGCAUCGGCAAGUUCAACAAAAUGCAUAAUUUACAGGGGCUCUUAUUCAUCUGUACGAGUUUUCCACACAUCCAGGGAUGGUUAAGGCCCAUCUCUUUACUUGGGCCGAAAAACAGCUGCCUGUCAUGUAUUAGAUCGUCGAGUUCAUACCAACUAAUUUGUUGUGUCAAUGAGAGCUGUAUCUUCACUUGCGUAUUUUUCUUGUGUUCAUUAUCAAAGUGUUCUUCGUUUCUUUUAGCAUGGGCUCAUUGCUUGAAAGUUUCAAGAUCUCUCUGGCGGAGUAUUUCUUUCAUGUUUCUGGGGAAUGAAGAUAGUUAUGACACCAUGAUAUUACCCCUUUUUGGUUAUCCUUGAACAGUGCUGGCGAAAAUGAGACCAGGCUUCCAGCCUAAAAUCUUAAUGUAUGUGACCUUAUUAAUUUUUGCGACCUUUUAGUUUUCUUAUAAUAAACUGGUGUAGUUCAUUAGUUGAUUUUCCUCUUCAUUCUUUUGCCUGGAGAAGGCAGCUAGUUUGUGAGGACAUUAUUCUUUUUUUUGGGUUUUCUUUUUGUAUUUAAUCGUAGCUGCUCAAUGCAGAUUUUGUAUAUACCACUUUUGCAUCCUGGAAGGGGCGUGAUCCCGUUCUGACAUUGCAGUUUCGAUUAUCUAAACUGUUUUUCGAGUGUUAAUGAGAA